CUCCAAAUUUGUUGCUAGUAGUAGCAACAACAAUUCAAGCACCGGCAAAACGAGAAAAGUAGACAGAGAUAGGAAUUGAAGAGGACUGAUCUCUUGAAAAGGGCUGUAGGCGUCCUAAGUUCCAAGUAGUCAAAAGAGACAAAAAGUGGAAACCAAAAAUCUUAGUGGAGUGGUCCUGGUUUUAAGUCGCUAAGAAUUCCAGCAGAAUCUGCCUUCUCAAAGUACCAUCCUUCUUUUUGCUUCUCUUCCUCCUCCUUCUCUCUCCAGAUAUUUCUAAUCUCAAAAGGCUCUUUCAUUCUCUCUCUGAAUUUCUCCAAUUCUUUUUCAUGGCCUCCUUUGCAAUUUCUAUAUUCUCGUCAUCUUCUUUUGCUCUUUCUUGCAAAAACUACAGACCAUUUCUCUCUCCCACAGCCUUGUCUGCAAAACCCAUUUCCAUCAAAGCUUCUUCUGCUUCCCUGGAUUACUCUACACCCUCCUCUGUCAUUGAACAAAAGCCCCUCAAACCUACUAAGACAAAUUGUUGGGAAUGGAAGUUCAAGGAUAAUGUAAUUAAUAUAUACUAUGAGGAGCAUGAGAAUGAGAGCACUGAUCAUGCAAAGAACAUCCUUAUGAUUCCAACAAUAUCUGAUGUAAGCACUGUACAAGAGUGGAGAGCAGUGGCUAAAGACAUUUUGGGACGAGUUGGUAAAGUCAAUUGGCGAGCUACUGUUGUUGAUUGGCCUGGUUUGGGAUACUCUAGCAGGCCAAAGAUGGAUUAUGAUGCUGAUGUAAUGGAAAAAUUCCUAGUUGAUUUCAUUAAAGAGAUAAGCUCCCCAGAAAACGAUUUUGUGAUCUUUGGAGGAGGUCAUGCUGCCACAAUAGCAAUUCGUGCGGCAAAAAAAGGGUUGGUGAAGCCAAAAGCUAUUGCUGCAGUUGCUCCAACCUGGGCUGGCCCCCUGCCUAUUGUGUUUGGUCGAGAUCCCAGCAUGCAAACAAGGUAUGGACUGCUGAGGGGCACCUUAAGAGCCCCAGCUGUUGGGUGGAUGAUGUAUAAUAUGCUUGUCAGCAAUGAGGGGGCAAUUCAGUCACAGUAUAAAUCUCAUGUCUAUGCAAAUCCUAAAAAUGUGACUCCAGCAAUUGUUCAAAGCAGAUACAAGUUGACAACAAAGAAAGGAUCCCGAUUUGUGCCUGCUGCUUUCUUGACUGGUCUCCUUGACCCUGUUACUUCCCGGGAGGAGUUCCUUGAACUCUAUGCUGAAUUGGAGGGGGAGAUGCCCAUUCUGGUUGUGUCAACUGAGGGAUCUCCAAAGAGAUCAAAGGCAGAGAUGGAAGCUCUCAGGGAAGCUAAGGGAGUAAGCAAGUUUGUUGAGGUUCCUGGUGCACUUUUACCACAAGAAGAGUACCCUAGAAUGGUGGCAGAGGAGCUUUACCAGUUUUUGCAAGAGAAUUUCGAAGUCAAUGCUUAAAUCCUUCAUGAUGGAACUUCUAAAUUCCAAGGGACAUAGUUUUGUUCCACAACAAUCCUGCUCUAACAUUUUCCUAUUGCUGGUCAGAAUGGUUCUGUGUCAAUGCAAUUGUACGCAAAAUAAAACCUUGUAAAAUGAUAUUCGUCUUUAUAUAUUUCACAGCUAUGAUAGGAUAAAAAUUGCUCAUCUUCCAGAAAAGUUAUAGUUGUGAAAAUUUUUGAGGACUGAUUAAGAGAAGUUAUAUAGUCUAUUCAGUACCAGAAUGGCAGAAAAAUUGCCUGAGACUUAAUGCUUUAAUAAUUACUACCUUCAUCCUGCA
Molecule: messenger RNA, 1764 nt
Organism: Theobroma cacao (cacao)
Lineage: Eukaryota; Viridiplantae; Streptophyta; Magnoliopsida; Malvales; Malvaceae
Product: alpha/beta-Hydrolases superfamily protein
Cellular component (GO): chloroplast
Source: RefSeq, a predicted model, not a curated record